AUGGUGUAUAUUAAUAAGAAAUUGAAGAAGGCAAAGCCGAACUAUACUGCGGCUCAUAGAGGUCACAUGCGUGCUUUGGAGCAUGAACGACGUGCUUCCGCCAAGAAAAUCAUCCGCGCCAACAUCAGGGCUGAUAUGAUUUUUGCUGCUGAACAGCAUGCAAGGGCACUUCUUCCCGUCCAGCCUACCUCGCCGAAGAGGUCCAAGAACGAGAAGAAAAGACGUGCGGCGGCAGCUACUGCUACCAAGCAGAGACAAGAGAGGGCUGAGGCAAAAGAAAAAGCCGAAGCAAAUGAAGUUGCGAGCCUCGCUCGGCAGUUUUGGGAGUUGCGAUUAGCAGGGCGGGAGUUUGAGGGCGGCGAGAAUGAUAACGAGGAUGACUACGAUGACGAAGAAGAUGAAGAAGAAGUGAAGAGCAAGUUUUCGGGUUGGUUUGGGCUGUCUCGGAAAGAUGACGAUGCGGAUGAAUCUGGUGGUAGAAGUGGCAGUUGUGGAGGCGAGGCGGGAAUGAGUGGAAAUGAUCACGUGUGGGUCGAGGCUUUGAUGUGGUGA
This is a messenger RNA of Botrytis fragariae, 552 nucleotides long. RefSeq lists its product as uncharacterized. Lineage: Eukaryota; Fungi; Ascomycota; Leotiomycetes; Helotiales; Sclerotiniaceae. The record is from RefSeq and is a predicted model, not a curated record. Bases 1 to 552 code for a protein of 183 amino acids. The transcript has 4 exons.